UUUAAAUAUCAUGGCGAGAGCGUCGUCUCGCGGCUCCGAAAUCCUAAAAUGCCUCCUACUUCUGACUUGUUUCCUGGUUGCUGAAAUAGCCAGCUUGGAGGAAAAUAACAUUCCAGAAUUUUUCCAUUUAGAAGCGAAAGAAUCGUCGAAUUUUACAUUGAACAAUGUGUCGUUUACCAAUAUCAUGUUCGAAGUGCGGGGCCGCAACAUUCACCCCAAAAUGCGCGUUAAAAUCAACCAGAAAGAAACGCAACGAAAUGCAAAUUGUAAGGAUGCGGACUUUAGCUAUAAUAUCAGUGAAGUUCAGACGGACCGUAAUACGUGGGGACGUUAUAACAUAACUGUGCCCCAAAGUGUUGUUGGUAGGAUUUAUUUUUGUUUACCCCAUCCUACCAAAGAGAGUCAGCAACAGGGAUUAAUUAAACCUAGUAUUUUUAAUAGUGAAGUUUAUGAGUGGUUCAGUCAAGGACCUAAGAUUUAUUUGCAACUAAAAGAGGUGGAAAAGGCUGAGAGAAGUACACCACCUCUAACUUACCUGAGUGAAAGCAGAAUACGUCGUGAUGAAAAUACUACUGGUGGUACCCUAACACAAGAUUUGAUUGGUAAUAUUCGUAUUAAAGGCCUUCGUCUGGAAGUUACCCCAAAAGACGUCGAUUUCGAUGAAAAUGGUGUGCCUACCGUACUUGCUGACCGUACGCAUACCAUAAGAUUGUUUGGCGAAGGAUUCAAUGAGGGCAUGACUGUGACCUUCACUACAGAAAAAGGUCUAUUUGGUGCUUCCUGCGAAUAUCCUGUAACUAAAGGUUUUUCAGUUGAUGGCGCUUCACUUUAUGAUACCACAAGCAUACAACUUAAAGUUUUUCUGCCUCCCCUUACAGGAACAGACGAGGCUUUUUAUAUUUGCGUCAAAGACGGUCCAUCCAACUCGUUAAAGCCGUUCGUUCAUCAAGGUGACGAGCCCUGGCUUCAAAUGAAAACGUAUGAGGAUUUAUUACCUUUAUGGGCUUCCAUAUUUAUUAUCCUUAUAUGUAUAUCGUUUUCCUCAUUGUUUUCUGGUUUGAAUUUAGGUUUGAUGUCCAUGGACAAAACAGAUUUGAAAAUUCUCUGCAACACUGGUACACUUAAGGAAAGAAAACACGCAAGAGUAAUUCAACCAGUACGCGCACAUGGUAACUACCUCUUGUGUUCAAUCCUGCUGGGAAAUGUACUAGUUAAUUCAAUUUUCACAAUCCUGUUGGACGGGUUGACUUCUGGAUUGAUAGCUGUUAUUUUUUCCACAUUGGCCAUUGUAUUGUUUGGUGAAAUUUUUCCUCAAGCCGUAUGUUCCAGACACGGACUCGCCAUUGGUGCCAAAACAAUUUACAUUACCAAGUUUGUGAUGUACAUUACAUUUCCAUUGAGUUAUACCAUCGCCAAGUUUCUGGAUUGUGUGCUGGGAGAAGAAAUUGGCAAUGUGUACACUAGGGAGAGAUUGAAGGAACUUGUCAUGGUCACUACAGGUGAAAAUGACCUGGACAAAGACGAAGUCAACAUCAUCAGUGGAGCUUUGGAGCUUCGCAGAAAAUUAGUAACCGAGGUCAUGACUAAAAUCGAAGAUGUCUUUAUGUUAGACUAUGAUGCUAUUUUGGACUUCGAGACAAUCACUGAAAUAAUGAGGAGCGGCUAUUCUCGAAUCCCUGUCUUUGACGGCAACAGACAAAACAUCGUAACGAUGCUCUACAUCAAAGAUCUAGCCUUCGUCGACCCUGAUGAUAACACACCCCUAAAAACUUUGUGUCAGUUCUACCAAAAUCCGUGCAAUUUCGUCUUUGAAGACGUCACAUUGGACGUUAUGUUCAAAAUAUUCAAAGAAGGCAACAAAGGUCAUAUGGCCUUUGUGUCUAGAGUCAACUCGGAUGGAGAAGGGGAUCCUUUCUACGAAACUGUCGGAUUAAUUACAUUGGAAGAUGUCAUUGAAGAACUAAUUCAAGCCGAAAUUGUUGAUGAAACUGAUGUUAUUACGGACAACAGGACAAAACGUCGUAGAAAUCAUGCGAAAGCUGAAAAAGAUUUUACGGUAUUUGCAGACAAAACGGAUAAAAACAAAGUCAGGAUGAGUCCUCAGCUUACUUUAGCCGCUUACCAGUAUUUAAGCACCAGUGUCGAGCCAUUCCAUGUCAACGUAAUAUCCGAAACAAUCCUGAAACGUUUACUCAAACAGGACAUUGUUUUCCACAUAAGGAAAAAUAAAGAAUGGCGCACCGAUCCUUUGAACGUGAUCUACGUCCAAGGCAAGGCUGUAGACUAUUUCGUUAUUAUUUUAGAAGGGCGCGUUGAAGUGACCGUUGGCAAGGAAAAUUUGGUGUUUGAAGGCGGUCCGUUUACAUACUUUGGCACGCAGGCGUUGGUCCAGACAGUUGGAAUUGAAUCCCCUGCAGCUCCAGCAGGUAUGGGCAGUCUUGAAUCACUAAACAUAGACUCUAUGUUGCGUCACACUUUCAUUCCUGACUACUCAGUAAGAGCUACUACGGAAGUUUUGUACUUAAAAAUAAAGCGUAGCUUGUAUUUGGCUGCCAAACGUGCUACGCUCAUGGAAAAAUCAAAAAGAGGGAAUCAAACGAAGGAACAGUUUGAUGAAGAAAUUGACAAAUUACUCUAUGCUACUGAAGAUGAUGAUAUUAGUUCUGGCAGGAUAACUCCGCGUAGAAAAUCGUCCAGAAAUCUGCAGAACAAGAGUCAACAGGAGUUGAUUAAUCAGACUGAGAUGAACAUGAUUCAGAGUCCCAAAAGUCCAUCUCACCUCAGCAAUGCAAGUCCACCGAAUCAUUUGAGCGUUAGCAAAGCCAGUGAAGUAAAUAAUGGCUCUCUGAAAAGUAGUCCAGUGGAUGACGAGCAAACUGACUCAAGAAGCGAAGAAGUGUCACUUUUGCCCAAAAAGUCAUAACAAAACGAUUUGGUCCCCUCUGAGGAAGCGGACCUGAGUAAUUAUUGUACUUAAGGUGUUAAUAAGUAAAGAAAAAGUUCUAGCUGUAGUUAUUUGAAAAUUAGAAAGUUUUUUGAUUGGUCGAAAAUAAUUUAGAGACCUGCUAAUUUGGUUUCAAUCAAUCAAAAUUAUUCUUAAAUUCUACAGCUAGCCUGUUAAGGACAAGCCACAGAAGUUAUUUUAAAAUAAAUACUAGCGUAUUUAAUGCAUGUUAUGCGCGAUUUUUGUUGCACUUUAUUAAUGUUAAAUGUUUACCUAUAUUAACUGUAAUGAGUAACUUGAAAAUUAUAUGUACGUAUUAGUGAAUUUAGAGUUAGUAAAAGUGAAGUAGCAAAAUAUUUUUUUUAGUUUUUGAGAUACUCGACUAAGCAAUAAAAUUUUUGAGACUUCCCUUUUUUACGACCCCAUAGAGACCUCAUAAUUAAAAAUGUUCAACUAUUUAUAAAAUUAAUGUAUUUUAGAAUAAUUUUUAAUUAAACUGAAAACUUAGGAGGACAAAACGAACUUAACGAAAAUUAAUUCAGUAGGUACUUACUUGAACACAAAUUUGUAACUUAAUCGGAAUAAGUACUUAAAAAUAUGUAUAUGUACUUAUAAUGUAGUGCAAUUAAGUUUUCACAUUGGAGUCCAGGUGUGUUAAAUGGAUUCGGGUGAUUUUUUGGUGUCAAGUUUCUAUAACCUCAAUUUAAGCAGUUAAAUUAGCUGUUGGCAGAAUAGUUGUAAUAGUUUUGAACUUCUUUACAAACCUCGAGCAUUUAAACAUUCUACAGGGUUCCUUCAAAAAGUUAGGAGCAUUGAAAAAGAUGCAUUCAAGAAACCCACAAAAUAUCUGCAAAGGUAACAGUGCUGAGCGGCUGAAAAGCCGAAACGACUCUCCCGAAAUCUACAAGGUUGUGUUAAACUUUGCGCUAUGAAAUGGCCUUGUUUUUUUACCAAAUUCUAUUUGGAUGGUUGCCCCAAACACUUCAGUAACCCAGGGCCUUCCGCAGAACGGAACUUUUCCGAUAUUUUACCUCUGCAGUCUGUAAUAUACCAGAAUUUUAUACAAAACCUACUGAUUGAAUCAUAAUUUUUUUGUUUAUACUACAUAGUCAGAAAUCAAAUGAGUGGAGGUUACAUGCCACCUGUCCCAAAUAUUUGGAGAAUGUCAUUGACGAUGUCAUUGGAAGAAAUGGUGCGAAACAAAAUGAAUGAAAUAUUUAUUGACUUAAUCUGGAAAAUGCUGAAUAUACUAAAAUUUAUUUGUUAAACCGUCAUCGGUUAAACCUAACAAAAAAAUUAAAUAGGAAUGUCACUACAAAAUUUUAAUAGGAAACACUUGUUGUUCCUGGUGCCAGGUUUUUCGAGACAAUGGCAUGUAAUGUUGACAGUUGAGUUGUAGAGGGAGUUACUGUACAUGGAGCUCUUUAAAUUUUGGCCCGAGAAUAAUUGAGUGUAAUUUUUAAACUCGAAAGUUUAGUUUGACGUGUGGUUUCAAGACAAGCUGACGCUGAUACCACAGCAUAUACAAAAACAAUUAGCAGGCUAACUCUCACUCGCAUCUUUUCUGCGCAUGCCGCCAUUAGGGGAUACCAUCCUGUCAUUAAACGGCAGCGGCGCCGAAGUUUGAUUACAUUUGUCUAUUUCUGACGGAGGUCAUAGGCGUGUGGUGUAGAACAAAAUUUUAGUUAUGAUUUUCGAAGUGAUUUUAGUAUAUUCGUGUUGUCAUUUAUAGUUUUAUCUGUUAUCAUUGUUGUAUAUUUAAUAAUAAUAAUAAUAAAUUAGUAAUUAUAAAUAUUAUUUAUAUGUAACUAUGUAACUAAUAAUAAAUCAGUUUAUUUAAAGCCAAUACGACUCUGUGACACGAAAGAAAAAACCUAAAUUAUCGUUAAUCAGGCCCUGUUUCUUAUCCCAAAAUGGCUGCUAGUGACUUUUCGACAUGAAUUCCUAUAUUACACGGGCUGUCACUCAAGUUAGCCUGCUGAUUGUUUUUGUAUAUGCUGUGCUGAUACUUUUAAAAAUAUUCCCUAAGAGCCACUGAACAUUUUAGGAGAUAUUUUAACUUAUUUACUGUCUAUUGUUUAUAUUCAGUCAUCUUUCCUUCUACUCAUUUAAACAGUUUAACUAUUGACAUUUACCACCAAAAUUGAAAGCACUCCAAGUUCACUCGCGACCUCUACAAAAUUUUGGGGAACUUAACUGAAUAUUUGCUGCCAUUGACCUGUCUCGUAAUACCUGGUAGGGGAUUCUCAUCCU
Ceutorhynchus assimilis (cabbage seed weevil) is the source of this 5197-nucleotide messenger RNA. NCBI's taxonomy places the organism in Eukaryota, Metazoa, Arthropoda, Insecta, Coleoptera, Curculionidae. The record is from the annotation of a GenBank genome assembly.